CCCUCACCCUCGUCACACCUCUGCGUAGUUGAACCUACAUCUAUAUAUAUCAGAUCAACUCACUAUUAAAGAUAGAUGGAUAUUUUACCAAAGUGAUUUUCUCUUGUUACCACAAGAAACUACAAAAGUUAAAAUUAAAAGUUAGAUUGUAUAAGAAGAAAAACAAUGGUAAAGUGACAGAAUUUAUGUGGAUUGCUUUCUAAAUGGACUCUACUAUAAAAAGUGCGGAGUCCAAGGAUGGAAUAAAUAUCUUGAAUACAAACUAGAUUGUCUGAAUAUUUUAACAUAUUUCAAAACAUUUCGGUGUACCCUGAGAAGUAGGACUGAUUCUCCCUGAUCUAGAAGUACCCCUGGAGAAGAAGGACUUAUUUCCCUGAUCUAGAAGUACCAGUGAGAAGUAGGACUGAUCUCCCUGAUCUAAAAGUAUCCUUCAGUAGGAAGACUUAUUUCCCUGAUCUAGAAGUACCCUUGGAGAAGAAGGUCUGAUCUCCCUGAUCUAGAAGCAACCCUGGAGAAGAAGGAUAAGAUGCAGAAACUAAAAAACUGACAAGUCCUGCUCUACCAGCAAUUAACAGCAACUGAAAAGCUAGGGCGGGUCGGGAAAAACUGACAGCCUGUAAUCUCUCUGAAGAAUGAAAUGAUAAGGGGAUUAGUGGAAAAAGCGGACAAUAUGUCGGAUUUAGCGGAAAUCCCCUUCUGGUUGUUCGGCCAACUCAAGUGGGUCUCCGGGAUUAAUAAAAACACUAGCUGUCAAGAGGUUGUCAGAGCACUGUUCAAGUCCCAAAAUAUCAGUUUAAACCCUGCGGAAUUCAUUGUUAUUGAAAAAUGGAGAAAAAUUGAGAGACGGUUGGGAUGCUCUCGGAAGAUACUAAAGGUUUGGGAGGCCUGGGGAGAGGAUAAAACUGAGGUUCGGUUGGUGGUUAAGAGAUCCGAGUCUGUGCUCCUUGGCUCCGACAAGUAUUCUGAGGAUGAUGUGGGAGAGGAGAAUAAACGAAUAGGAGAGAAAAGAGCAGAGGAUAAAAUAUUGCAAAGGGAUGAAUUAAAAAUGAAGAAGAAAAAACAACACAGUAAACGACUGAACGAGACGAGACGAAUAGAUACUGUGCAUCCAAGAAGACUGUAUGAGGAGAAAAGUUCAAAUAAAGAAAGUAUUCAACAACUAAUGAAGAUCAUUAUAGCGCAGGGUAGCACUAUACAGUCACAGCUUCAAGUUCUAAAAGACAGAGAGAAAGCCAUCGAAACAUUUGAACAAAAAGUUCAUAAUCUCAGAAUGAAGGAGUCUGGUAAAGACUACGUCCUUCAGACGUACCUAGAUCAGCUACCCGCCGGACUUCAAGAAUCUCCUAAAUCGUCUCGACGACCGAAACCAGCAUUCCUGGACGAUUUAAGAACAAAAGACGGAGAAAAAAGCUCGUCAAGUUUAGAACUUCCAUUAGAAAGCGUUAAGGAACUGAGCAUUUACUUGGAGAAGAUUUCCCGUCUUAACUCCGAUAUAGAGAGAAGAGAAGAGGAGAUAAACAAACUUUGUCAGAAAACUAAACGACAGAUGUCCCGAGGCGCACCAGCUGCUUCGGUGCCGGAGCUUGAAGAACUUCUCCGCCUGCCUCUAGCUGCCCUGGAGAAGGAACUGUUCCUGUCCAGACAUGAGCUCCAGUCCCUGCUUCAGUCUGUGAGCUCCAGUAUACUGGAGCAGAACAAGGUUAACCAGGAGAUAGAACAGAUUGAGGAGAGGUGCAGUGCAGGAGGGAUCUACAUCAGUAACCUUGAGAUGGAUUUAGAGAGAGCUGAGAGUGAAGGAGAACAACUUCAACGAGAGUUUGAUUGGAUUCAAUCCCUUCCUCCAUCCGCCUUCGCCUCCCAGCAGAUGUUGGAUUGGCUUAGGAAGGAUUUAAACGAGUUUGAUUCCGACUCCGAGCUGGGACUGGAGAUUACAACAAGCUCGGAGUCAAGUCCCAACCAGUCAAAUAUCCUUCUCCCGGACCAAGUCCAUCCAACCCGGAGCACGGACCCGACCCGGUCCUCAUCCACCGGAUCCACCUCAUCCGGUAUAUCCAGUGAUAUUCAUUCUCUAGUGUCCCCUGAACCGUCACUAGUAAAGUCAGUGUCUCCUCUGCCCCCCCUACCUCCUAAACGAGUUCUAAUUAAACCUGAGUUUAAGGAUGAGGAUUGUAACUCGGAUACUGGUUUAAGUUCUCUUAAUAGUACCGGAGAGGAUCAAUUCUCUCUAGAUACCCUUGUUUAGACUGGACUAAAAAAGAGAAUGUGCUUGAAAAAAAAACAUUUGCUACAGUGACCUGGUGGAAUCAAGUAAAUCAAGCUCAAAUCUGCCAACAUUCUACUAAAAGUUCUUCCAGAGACAUCGUUUCUAAGAUUUGUUACCAAUUUUAUACCUUAGGGUAAAAUCAAUUUAGCAUGUCCAAAACAGUAUGAUAAAUGUAUUAUGUACAGAAAUAAAACUGUCUUUCAGCGGACAAUGAAUGAUAAAAGUCAGAAAUAAAUAUUCAGA
This is a messenger RNA of Eurytemora carolleeae, 2506 nucleotides long. Its product is annotated as ras association domain-containing protein 10. The transcript has 11 exons. The record is from RefSeq and is a predicted model, not a curated record. Gene Ontology annotation, biological process: signal transduction. Bases 638 to 2242 code for a protein of 534 amino acids. Lineage: Eukaryota; Metazoa; Arthropoda; Copepoda; Calanoida; Temoridae.